GCAGGUAACACACUUAGGAGCUGAGAGACAGAACAUACACCAGGAAAGAAGCAAACACUCUGAAAAACCCAUCAGACUCAUCAGGGAUGAAUAUUUAUACCAGUUAAACAGAAUAAUUGUUGACAAUGGAGACCAAUAAAAACCUUGACUUACAAUUCCUGGAAUCCAAACACAUCCUGAUCCUAUAAAAACGCUGGCACACUACUGCACGGUGAUGGGUAGAUCUAUUGGCAUAGGGCUGGCACAUACCCAUUUCUAAGAUGUAUUUAUACAGAUACAAGCAUAGAGCUUGCUGGAGCUGCUUUUCCAUCCUGCACAUGACCCUCUGCCCACAGUUGACUUUCUGACCUGAAGCUUUCUUGCAUCUGACUAAGGAUUCAUGGGCUUGUCUUGGAUUGACACAGGCAAACAGAUCCAAAAACGUUUGAUCUGCAGAAGACAAUUUUUUUUCAAAAACUUCAUUCUUCAUUCCAUCAGAAACAACAAGCACCAACCUCUCUAUUGCUGAGGGGGGGUCAUCUGGAUCCUUUACUUUUAUAUAUUCAUUCUAUAGCUAUGAGUAUGUGAUUUGCAGUGCCCAGGUGGUUUUGGGCCCCUCAGCUAUUACCCUUUUGGAGAAAGGGUGUGAGGGGGAGAAUGAAGCAUCUCACUGCGUUAGAAAAGAAUGAGGUGGCACUGGUACACCCGCUCUGAUUGGGCAUGCCUGGUGCUGGCAUGGUUGUCUGUGAUGCUGGAAUUUUCAUCUGCUGCAGGAGAAAUUUCUAAGCAACAUGACCCCGCCCCUUCAUCUGGUCAGGCAUCACUUGACUGGUUGCUCAGUAACAGGGGACCCUUCCAUGGCGCCCAGCAAUAUGUGGACUUCACAGAGAGGUUCCAACAAGGUUACACAACUAGGUACAGAGUUCACAGAGAGUUUGGUCGCUGGAAAGUAAAAAAUAUGGCAUUGGAAAAUAAAGAAUUCCCAAGUCUGACAUUAGCUCCUGAAUUCGCUCGCAACAUCCGCCAGUUGGGAAGGAGACCCUCGCUAUCACAAAUCACAGAGACUUUAAUAAAAAAGUAUGGGACACAUUUUCUGCUGUCAGCCGUCUUGGGAGGGGAAGAGUCCCUCACCAUGUUUGUGGAUAAGGAGAAAUUGAAACGAGAGUCUGCAGGGCGUGGGAACACAUCGGCGCCGACACUGGACACUUUGCAUCAACUGGCAGCUUCAUAUUUCAUGGAUCGUGAAAGUUCCCUAAGACAACUGCACCAUAUCCAAAUCACAACGGGAGCCAUUAAGGUCACAGAAACCAGAACAGGUCCAUUGGGCUGCAGUAACUACGAUAACCUGGAUUCUGUCAGCUCCGUGUUGGUGAUGGGUCCAGAGAGCAAAGUACAACUUCUUGGGCUUCAGGCAUUGCUGCCUCAAUACCUGCGUGCAAGAUUUGUCAGAGCUGCACUAGCCUAUAUUUCCUGUAACUCCCAGGGAGAGUUGGAAUGUCGGGAAGGAGAAUGCUGGUGUAGCUGUGAUCCUGCGUACCCACAAUGCAACUGUCCUGCUGAGGACAUCCAUCUCCUGGAGCAAGGACUGGCACAGGCCCAAGUCCAGGCAGCCAAUCAGAAUAAAGAGUUUGAGGAAUCAAUGGAGUUCCGUUUGUUUUUGAAAAACCUCCCUACAGACCGAUUUCUGAACGCCACAGCUAUAUCAAAGCUCUGGAAUGCAGAUCCCCAACUUGUACGACGUUAUGAGCAAUUACGAGCCAGCUUCAAACAGCUCCUGAACAGAUCACAGCGUCAAAUGCGCCGACUGAUUAACCUCAGUAAGCAUUGCUUGCGUCCACCUCAAUUCAUCUUACUUCGUGAGAGAUCAAAUGCAUUUUGGUGGCACAGAGUUCAGUCUCUUCUGUAUUGCAGUGCAACCCUGACUCCAGGAACAUUCCUUGAGGCUUCCCACAGCUGUACAUGUACUCUUCAACAUCCCACCUGCCAAGGACCUGUUCCAUGUAUUCAAGGACCUGGACCAAUGUGCUCUCUAUGUUCAACAUCUCAUCCUUCCCAGUGUGCUAGCUGCAAUGUAGGAUACACCUUGUCUGAUCGAGGCAUAUGCCUCCCUUCUGUACCUGAGUCCUCAGAGCCUUAUCUGGGGACAGAAGGCAGUCUACAGGACCUAGAGGUUAAAUAUUUGCUAUUAAAACGGGAUGGGCGUCUCAGAGCCCCAGCUUUUUUUAUCUCAGGGGAUGUGAGACUAGGGGUUUGGUUUCAGAUGGGUGGGAGGAAACGCAUGCUACUUACCUGUAAAAGUAACAAGCACUGGCCUCGACAAUUGCACAUUCUCCUUGGUCUUUCAAUGCGUCUCUGUCUUGCUGGCAAUGGGACAAGAGACCCUCAAGUGACAGUUUAUGUUAACCCUUUUGGGGGGAGCCACUCAGAAAGCUGGUUGUUGCCUGUUGGGGAACCAGGCUAUCCAAACUGGGAGAAAACUUGGGACUUGGAAGGGGGAGAUCAGUGCCAGAAUUGGACACUGAUAUUAGGACAUCGUUGGAGGUCAUUUUUUGAGACUGUCCAUUUUUACUUGAGGAGUGGCCCUCUUCAGGAAGAAGGAGAGGAAGAUUCAACAGAAUGGACUCAGACUGUAGAUGAGAAAUCAGAAGAUCCAGGAUUUGUCCGCAUAGAUGGUCUUCAAGCAUUUGGUUAUAGUGUGCCCUUUGAUCCUGAGGCCAUCAGGGGCUUAACCCUUCAGUUAGAGCAAUCUGCUUCUCGUGAAAGUGCACUAAUGGAAAUACAAGAGUUGAGGAAACGUGUAAAUGUAUUGUCCCCUCCUGGUGGUCGUAGAUUGGACCUUUUCAGCUGUCUGCUAAGACACCGAUUGAAGAUGAGCAGCAAUGAACUGGGAAGAAUACUGAACUCACUGAGCAGUCAGCUUCCAAAUAUGUCCACAUACGAUGCAGCUAAAUUGUGUAGCUAAACAUUUCUAACCACAUAAUUCCAGUUAAAAUGAAAGAGCCCCAGGAACUUUUAACAAAAAACAUAUGUGCAGUGUGUCUACAUAACCAUUUCAGUGUAUAGAGUCUUCAGUGUCUUGUAAUUAUACUUACACACUUCUCUAGCACUAAACUGGUUAUGUUAUUAGACACAGGUUCAUGAUUUAGCAGUUGGAUAUACCCACUAGCUUUUUAAAAAAUUGUAUGAGCAGGAUGAAUUUAAAAACAUCACAUAGUUGUAUAAGUAUGAAUUAUCAGUUUGAGAUGAUAAAUCAAGCUUUCUUUAGAGAAGGAUAUAGCUGUGGAAUGCCUUUGAGAUAAUUUAACUCAAAGAAACUUUACAGCUUAAGCCAUAUUCAAACACUAUGACCAAUGCAGAUUACCUUUGUAGUACAUAAAUGUUUAUCGGAUAAUACAGUGGGGUUUGAGCUUUUACAAAUAAUCAAGCAACCAAAAUGAAAUACAAUAUUUUAUACCCUCUGGAUAAAACAGUGACUUUACUCCAAAAAAGCCUUACUAGCCCUGUAAGUGAUGUUUUAAAUGGAAGCUGUUUUUGAUUUAAAAAAAAAAAUGGUUUGUUGAGUUCAGUGAUUGAUUAUAUAAAAUGUCUUAAUAUUGAAAAAAAAAAAAUGAUGUACAAAGCACAAGAAAAUAUAAGACUUUACAUUGA
Messenger RNA from Bombina bombina (fire-bellied toad), 3627 nucleotides. RefSeq names its product BMP/retinoic acid inducible neural specific 2 (gene BRINP2). The record is from RefSeq and is a predicted model, not a curated record. The transcript has 8 exons. NCBI's taxonomy places the organism in Eukaryota, Metazoa, Chordata, Amphibia, Anura, Bombinatoridae. Gene Ontology annotation, biological process: negative regulation of mitotic cell cycle; positive regulation of neuron differentiation. Bases 665 to 2941 code for a protein of 758 amino acids.